Lotus japonicus is the source of this 1434-nucleotide messenger RNA. Its product is annotated as serine/threonine-protein kinase OXI1-like. Gene Ontology annotation, cellular component: plasma membrane; nucleus; cytoplasm. Gene Ontology annotation, biological process: protein phosphorylation. Lineage: Eukaryota; Viridiplantae; Streptophyta; Magnoliopsida; Fabales; Fabaceae. Bases 69 to 1370 code for a protein of 433 amino acids. Gene Ontology annotation, molecular function: ATP binding; protein serine/threonine kinase activity. The transcript has 2 exons. The record is from RefSeq and is a predicted model, not a curated record.
AUUUUCCACACAACAAAUCACUCUGUGAGAAACCGUAUCACGGGUCAAUUACCUUCGGGUCCUCCGCCAUGAACGGUACCAACACGCUUGACCUCCCAACUUUGAAGGUGAUCUCCGCCGUCGGACGCGGCGCCAAGGGCGUUGUUUUCCUCGCGAGAACAUGCAGCGGGGCCGCGUCGUCGAACGGGGACGACUGGCUGGCCUUGAAAGUGAUAUCCAAAGAACUGCUUCAGAAGAAGAAUAGGAACAACCACCGCGAGUGCAAGAGGGUCUCGUUUGAGCAGCGAAUACUACGUCGUUUCGACCACCCUCUGUUGCCGCGGCUGCGUGGGGUUUUCGAGACCAAGAACCUCACAGGCUUCGCCAUCGACUAUUGCCAUGGUGGGAAUCUGCAUUCUCUCCGGAAGAAGCAAUCUCAGAACAUGUUCUCCGAAGAAACCAUAAGGUUUUACGCUGUUGAAUUGGUCCUGGCGUUGGAGUAUUUGCACAAUUUUGGAGUGGUGUACAGAGAUUUGAAGCCUGAGAACAUCAUGAUCCAAGAAACCGGUCACAUAAUGCUGGUGGAUUUCGACCUCUCCAAGAAGCUGAACCCAAGAUCACCGAACGCGCUGAGUUGCAACUCGUCCCCGGGUUCUGACUCGUCCGGGGAGGGAUCAGAUCGUCGUCCGAGGAGGAGACGCUUCUCGCGGCUCUCCUGUUACUGUAACUCAGGGAUACCGUCGCAUGAGUUGGUGAGUCAACUCAAUGCCAACUCGGCACGCCGGAGCGAGUCAGACUCGGUGGAGAAGUCCAACUCGUUUGUCGGAACGGAGGAUUACGUGGCACCGGAGGUUAUUUCGGGAGGAGGACACAGAUUUGGAGUUGAUUGGUGGUCAUUCGGCGUCGUUUUGUAUGAGAUGUUGUACGGAACGACGCCGUUUAGGGGCUCAAAUAGAAAAGAAACUUUCGAUAGGAUUUUGACGGUGGAGCCUGAUUUGAGCGGCGAAACGACGCCGUUGAGGGACUUGAUUAGGAAGUUGCUUGAGAAGAAUCCUGACCGUAGGAUUGAGCUUGAUGAAAUAAAGGGCCACGAUUUCUUCAAAGGUGUGAAGUGGGACACGGUCUUGCAUAUAGCGCGCCCACCGCACAUUCCUCAGAAUGAUGUUGAGGACAAGGCGGGGUAUUCGACAAAAGAUGUGGAGUUGUUUGUCCAUAAGAUAUUUUUCACGAAAAAGAAAAAUAGUUUUGAUGGAGAAGAAAAUAAUGAGCCUGUAAAAAAGAAGGAUGAAGGGGAAAAUUACAACAAUAAUAAUCACAGUUGUAAGAAGAAUGUGUGGGUUCAGAUGUUGUCUCAAAAUCCCACUAAAGACGAAAACUUUUUAAUUUUUUGAUUGGAUUAUUUAAUUUUUUUUAUUCUCCUACAUGUAACUUCUAGAUGUAAUUAUUUUGAAAUUA